AUAGCGUAGUCUGGCUCAGCAGAUACUUUGCUGGUCUGAAGCCAACAUCUGGACACAGGCUUAAAACUACGACUGCAAUGUCGUCUGAAGCAGCUUCUGAAAGUGGCCAUGUGCUAGUAGGGCAUAUUGCUUCUCUUCAUUGUUACCCAAUCAAGUCAUGCACUGCCAUCUCUUCAGAUGCCGCUAGCAUCACCCAGUUAGGACUGAAAAUAAGCGAUAUUACAGACAGACAUUUCAUGGUGGUGAAGGAAAAUGGUGAUUUCAUCACCCAGCGGCAAAAGGCUAGGAUGGCAAGUAUAAGAACUGCCGUAGAAGAAGGUGAACUGGUUUUGCAGUCUGACUUCAUGAAGACCUCCUGCAGAGUUCCCCUGAAACCCGCCGCUGAGAAGGAGAAGAUCAAAUCUUGUCGAGUCUGGAAGGAUAGGCUGGACAGUUUGGACUGCGGUGAAGCUGUUUCUACUUGGCUGUCUGAGUGUGUGGGUGAGCCUGGUCUAAGACUGGUGGCCACUCUACCCGAGAUGAAGAAAAGGCCAAUUUCCCACUCUAACACUUUACCACAGGAUGAGCUGGCUUAUCAUGAUGAUGGCCCUCUCCUGGUGACCAACACGGCUUCUCUGAAGGACCUCAAGUCCAAGAUUCCAGGAUCAGAGGAGAUUACAAUGACCAACUUCCGACCUAAUAUUGUUAUUGAGACGAUCAGCAAGGAACCAUGGGAAGAGGACCGGUGGACAAGCCUGUUUAUAGGUGACAGCAAAAACGUUCAGCUGAAAGUGUUGUUUCCUUGUGGCAGGUGCCUUUUUACAACGAUUGACCCAAAAAAAUGUGAAAGGAGAAGUGAUGGGGAGCCCCUGAAGACAUUGAAAACGUUCCGGGUGUUUCCAGAGAUAGAUAAGACGUCUCCAAUGUUUGGUGUGUAUGGUGGCGUGCGAUCUGAAGGCAUAGUCAAGGUUGGAGAUCCUGUGUUUGCUAUUAAAGCAGUGUAGCUUGCAUCAACGUCAAGUUGAGUAAAAUGCACAUAAGAUUUUAUAGCCUUGUGCCAUUUUUCUUAAGUUGGAUUCAUUAUUACUCCUGGUUUAUGGCUCUUCCUUUGAAUUGUGUUGAUUAUGAUUUGAUUCUUGUUUAACUUCUUAAGACCCAUCAAAGAAAAAAAUGGUAAGAGAAAAGAAUAUUUGACGUCAGUUUCACUAAGUUCAAAAGCAAAACAAAAAAUACUUGGUGUAUGUAAUUUUACAGAUCAACUAAAACUAAAAUCCUUGUGUUGUUGUUUGUUUUCUAAAUAACCUUUCAUUCUUGAGAACCUUAUGAUAAAGCUUUAGAAGAUGAAUGUAGAAU
This is a messenger RNA of Aplysia californica (California sea hare), 1332 nucleotides long. RefSeq names its product mitochondrial amidoxime-reducing component 1. The coding region runs from base 78 to 983 and encodes 301 amino acids. The record is from RefSeq and is a predicted model, not a curated record. NCBI's taxonomy places the organism in Eukaryota, Metazoa, Mollusca, Gastropoda, Aplysiida, Aplysiidae. The transcript has 8 exons. Gene Ontology annotation, molecular function: pyridoxal phosphate binding; molybdenum ion binding; catalytic activity.